GAUAUUUAGAGCUAUGGCAGCUUCCUCAGCUAACUCAAAAGGGGAGUUGAGCCAGUAUAUCUCAAAAGAAGACAUCGAGAAAUUUAUGAUGGCACUCAAAGUUGGAGGUCAGGAGACAAAGCGAGAACUGGAGAAGGCAUUCACUGCGGUCUUAAUGGCUCUGGGGUCACAUUUUCCAGAAGUGAUCAUUGUCAAGCUAUGGGACAGACCAAAUAUACACUGUCUGCCCCCAAGGAGCCUCAUGGUUGCAGUGGGGAAGAUCAUCCUUUCCCAAGUAUUCUACGGAUUGGUCGUCAGUGCCCAGAAACACCUGGAUUCCUGGGAUGAUAAGGUGACGGGCUUUAGUCAAAGGGAAAUGUCCAUGAAGGCCUACAUCACCUUCCGCAUCUUCCUCAACCGUUGGUCUUUGAAGAGCAAGGACAAGGCACAGGUGACAGAGCAGGUUCUGCAGAUAAUGGGCCACCUUUUCUUCCUUAUGCCACCAUCCAAACUCAAGAACCAAGUGAACCGGUUAACACGAUGGUUAAUGAUUUUGAUGUCCACGAAAGUGACACCUUUCUACAUUUCCCAGUGUAUCUGCCAACUGGUGGAUGCUCUGGCACUCAGCGGCUGUGGAGGUAUAAACUUGGAAUCCCAGCUGGAAAACAUUACAGACAUGCUGUUCCAGCAGCUUUGUGAACGAGUGAACCCAGCAGACCCUCACUCUGUGGAGAACUGCAGCCUCGCCCUGAGGGCUUUCUUCAUCCUGGCCAAGUUAUACCAGGAUCAGAUGGUAUCCCUAUUACUAACCGCCAUGGAAUCCAGUGAUCCAGCCAAGAUGGAAUCAGCCCUUCAGGUGUUCACAGAUGUGUUCCAGGAAUUGCCUCAGACCGAGAAGCUGCAGCACAUGGUACUGAAUUCAACCAUUAUGGUGAUUCAGGAGGACCUCAAACCAGUGCCAAAGGUCCUCGUGCACUUCAUUGAGAUGCUGGGUCAGCAUAACUACUUGGCCUUACCCCAGGGGAACACCAUAAUCAGCUAUAUCAUCAAGCUUGUGGAGUCUGACUCAUCAAAUGAAGAGGACAUCCGAGUAAUGUGUUCCAGAAUCCUACAGAUGGUAUCUUUGCCUAAACUGGUCACGUUGGUGUGUGAGCCCAACAACACCUUGGCCUUUGUGCCUCUGUGUAAGGCAGCCACACAAAUGGCUCUGAAGGCCCGUUCCCUAGGCCAGGUUCCUUACCUCAGCAGCUUUCACCAGGAUCCUACCGAAUACGUUUCCCCUCAGAGACUCCUGACCCAUCUUGUGAUGUGUUCCCGGAAGCCCUACAGGGGAAAGGAGUUUGGUACAAGCUCUCUGAGGCUACUAUCUGCCCUGCAUCCUAUCACUUCUCUGCAUCCUGUUAUAAACCACAGUGUUGGCCAGCUGUGGAGGAAGGUGAUCCCACAGAUGUUGGAGAUACUAGAUGAUCAUACUGAGAAGAGCCUGAAUCAGGAGGAGUGGGAGGACAGGCUGUUCCAGUUUUUGAGUAAGUCAUUAGUGGCUAUUGAUGAUGACCGCUGGCAGGAGCAACUCAUCAGAGUCAUCUUGGAGAGGAUGCGUUAUUUCAGUGAUGAUGGUGAUGAGAAGGCUUUUCUCUAUAAAUUCUUUGGCUUCGCCCUGUGGACCUCAAGAAGUGAGAAACUGGUGAAGAUGAUGCUCUCCGCCAUCCUUCAAACUUCCCAUGAAAACGUGCGGGAGAGGGAGGGCAUUGCUGUGGCAUUCAGCAUCGUGUCCAAGAAACAUCUGAAGACAGUCCUGGAGCAACUGAAAGUGUAUAGUGCUGUCCUCACUGACAAGGAGUCAUCGUCCAUCCUCACACUGGCAAAGGAACAUCAGCAAAGGGAAUGGGUGCUUGUCUGUAACACCAUCUACUUAAGCUAUAGCAAGAUUAUUUUAGAGAGCAAGGGAGAUAUUUUCAUGCAUUUCGAUGCCGUGCUGGCCUUGAUCCUGCAACACUACCACAACUGCAUUUUGGAAAAGGAUAAGGCCCUGAAGCUGGAUUACCUGAAUGCCCUCAUCAUACUGACAAAAACCCUGGGCAGGCAGCAGCACGUGGCCUUUCAAUUCAAGUUCCCCCACAAGCUGGCAAUUGUUACCUUCAUGGCGGACCUAAUCAAGGAGGAGCCAUUGAACUCCAUUUCCAGCCCUAUUAGACAGAAGGCAAUGAACAUCAUCAAUAACUUCAGGAUGCUCAGGCUCCUCUUAGAGGCAGAAGAAAGAGCAGAGCUCCUGGGGACAUGCUUCAAGAGUGUGUUCUGCCUGCCAUCCAUAGAAGUGUUACGAAAGGAGGCAUCUAGUCCCAAGAAGGGCCAGGCCAAUGUGGAUCUAUUUGAGGGGACCAUGCAAUCCCUCCUAAGACUAAUGGAGACACUUAUUGUUGAGAUGCCCCCCCGGAUCCAGAACUGCUUGCAGCUCAUGGAUCCUUGGCUUAAUUCCCAGAAGGAUAACGAGCGGGAACGGGCCAUGUGGUGUGCUGCACGUAUUUUGGAGUUUACAGCGAAAAUGGAGGACUUCAAUGCCUUUGCAGAGUACUUCACCCAGAGGCAGCUCACCAACCUGGUGCUGACAGCCAUGGAGGAGCUGACGGGCAGCAGGGCUAACGUGUCUCUGGCUGCAGCCCAGUUGAUGAGCGCUGUCAUGAAAAAGCGGGGCACAGAUUUGAUAAAGGUUGAGGAAAUUGUGGCGGGCAUCCUGGAACGGCUCAAAUUGCAGCUGGAGCCCAACAGAAAGGAGGAGACGCUUCGGGCCCUGUGCUUGCUGGCGGGCAACAGCACCCACAACAUUGUGCCCCUGCUGCUCAACAGGCCCCUCCCUGGGGAUAGAACCAUUCUGGCCCUGUGGAAGGUGUUCGGCACCGAGCGAGAGACCACAAUCAACGUCCUGCAGCUGCUGAUAGGCAUCCUGGAAAACCACUCCACAGAGGGCACGACGGAGAUAGCCCUGCAGCCCAUGGAGGCAGCGUGUGCCUUGUGUGAGAUGCUUUCUGGGUCUCUGUGCCGGGAGGCCAUCCUGGAACUCUACCCCCGGCUAUUGCUGGCUGUGCUAUGUCAUCUCUUCUGGGUGAUUGAGCAAAAUACCCCCCAGAAGGUGGUGGUCUACAGGAAGGAUGGGGGCUCAGGCAAGACCUUUGACUCCACUAGUUGUGCCCUGGAGGUGGUGAAGCUUGUGUUGUUCGCAGCCGCAUAUGAUGGAGUGGUGGUCUAUGCAGAUGAGCAUAAGUGCUGGGAUCAUCUGUCCUCCUCUAAAUUUUACUACAGAGGGAUCAUGGACCUGACAAGUGGUAUUGUGAAGAACUGUGAAGCAGUCAUGCUGCACCGAAUUCUGAACCUUGUCAAGACCUUCCUUGACAGCGGAGAUAAUCAUCAGAAGAUCUUGGCCAGGACCAUCUAUGCACAGCUUCUCUGGCAUCGAUCAGUGGCUCAGACUCUGGGACAAGACUUUGUGGGCAAUCUAAUCAAGUGGACCAAGGAGCCCAACCUCAUUAUGAAAGAAAUUGGACUCCGUGGAAUCAGUAACCUGGCACUGCAUCCAAGUCAAUCAGAGUCUGUGAAGAGCCUUUUUCCAUCCUUGCGAGACUUCCUGAAGAGUGAGGCACGAGUGACAGUUCAGGCAGUGAAGGCCCUACGGAACAUUGUCAUACAUGGGCAUGGAGAAGAGGUCAAGGCGAUGUUCUGCAGCAUCUCCAAGGAUCUGCAUCCACCCGUCAAUGAUAAGAAGGACCAGGUGAGGAUCACAGCCAUCUCUGCCCUUGGGCACAUGCUACAAGUCAACAAAUUCAGGCCUGGAUAUGGCAUCAAGAAACAUCUGUACAGUUUUUUAGUCCCGCUGCUGCUUAGCUUAGAGGACAACAACACAGAGGUGGUCAAGGCCUGUGGAGCAGCCCUGGCUGAGUGAACUAAUGUGAUUGGCUGGUCAUCCUUCACACAGAUGUUUCAGCAUACCACCCUCAGUGAUCACAUGCAGGUGUUGGAAGAAACAUGCAAUCACUUGGUGAAUACAUGCAAAAGACAAUUAGUGGGGGAGUUACUGUUUCAGAGCUUCAGCUUCCUGAAGAGCUCCGAGUCCUUCCUACGGACAGCUGCACUCCAUUUCAUAGCAUUAACAGCUGAGAAGAUAAACCUGCAUUCCAUACAUGAGGAUGAUGUGCAGCUGUUACGAAAUGCUCUUGAAAGUAUGAAGAAUGAUCCUGUGGAAUCUAUCCAGAUUCUGGUGACUACUCUUCUUCAAAAUAUUGAGGAAUAUGUUAAUCCUGAGGACAGCUCUACUUCCAUUAUAAGUACUCGCUUCUUCCGAUUACGUGGCAGGAAAGCCCAAAAAAGAAAGAGGCACCUAUUUAAGACUGUCAGACGGGAAGGAGAUAAUGAUACUGAUCGGCCCAGGAAUUGGCUCCUAGGCCCUCUAAAUUUACUGUGCAACUGGUGCAAGGGAGUGUAAAGAAUACUCCCCUUCUAGUAGGCAACUUAGAAAAGUCAACACAGUCACAAGCACCAAAGUCUGAAAGUCCCCCUGAAAAAACUGAAUUGAUCCCGAAACAAGUUGCUCCUGAGCCACUGUGAACAUUUAGAACUUGUGGCUAAAGCCUUUUCCAGUUGUUUAUUCAUAUGUCAGUGCUGGACUCUGCCGUAGUCUCUCCUACCUUUUUUCCAACUGGGUGGGCAACUUUGGUUUAACCCCAAAUAGGUAGUUUUGAUCUUAGAAGAUAUAGUAUAGCCCUUGUUCUUUAUCUCCCCUAGGGUACUGUGAGCUAUCAGUAUAUACAUUUGUAAAUAAACGUUAUUUUUUCAUCCUAAAAAAAUAAAUAAAUAAAAAUAAAUUGUUUG
Messenger RNA from Myotis myotis, 4839 nucleotides. RefSeq lists its product as uncharacterized. NCBI's taxonomy places the organism in Eukaryota, Metazoa, Chordata, Mammalia, Chiroptera, Vespertilionidae. The record is from RefSeq and is a predicted model, not a curated record. Gene Ontology annotation, cellular component: cytoplasm.